Messenger RNA from Maylandia zebra (zebra mbuna), 2276 nucleotides. RefSeq names its product fat storage inducing transmembrane protein 1, like (gene fitm1l). Gene Ontology annotation, biological process: phospholipid biosynthetic process; lipid droplet organization; lipid storage. Lineage: Eukaryota; Metazoa; Chordata; Actinopteri; Cichliformes; Cichlidae. Gene Ontology annotation, cellular component: endoplasmic reticulum membrane. The record is from RefSeq and is a predicted model, not a curated record. Gene Ontology annotation, molecular function: coenzyme A diphosphatase activity.
CUCCAAUAUGAGCAAUGUGACACGGGUAAGAGCACACUAUGUACAUAUUGGGUGGUUGUGAAUGACAAGAGCACUGAGGGAGAAGCUACUGUUACACUGAAGAUAGCAGAAGAGUAUUCUGGAGCUACAACUAUGGGAUGUCUCUGAGUGUCACAGCUGGGUUGACACUGCAUUUUUGAAGAAUCAGUGCAGGCGUGACCAGUGACAAACGCACAGUCUCACAGUCGCAUGGCAGGAAACCAGGAAGGAGAGAACUUCUUCAACAGAAGCUCACUCAGCUCUGAACUAAAGCUGUGAAUGGAGAACAGCAAACUUCCCUGACUCAGUAGAAGUGCCUGCUGGACUGAAGAAUUUUAGGGCUGGAUUUCAUGGGUUGUCAAACGCCAGUUGUCAAUUCAUUCAUACAUACCCCUGGAAGUAAAUACUAACGUCACAGCAGCUAACAUUAGUGGACUUUUAUCACACCCCUAAGCAACAGUGGAUUUCUGGAGGAUCAAUCAUCAUUAAUAAUCAUGCUCCAAUGGAUCUAAUCUUUGAAAACUGCAGUUUGUUUCCCUAAAUUCAGUGACUUUAUUGUGCAUUUGCAUUUGUCUGGUCAUUGCUACUAUCUCCUGGACUACAUAAGAUGGUGAAUUCUUCUUGUUUCUUCUUGAAUUCUUCUGCAAAUGUAAUGUGUGGUUAGCGUUACAUGCAUUCUGUAGAGGAUUACAGAUUCAUCACAUGAAACAGUGAACACUGUUGGGUCUGAGGUGGAUAAUCUGCACAAACACAGCGAGCAGCAGGUGGCUUUUGUAUAUUGUUUGAAAUUCAGUCAGCAUUGUGGUCCAAAUGUUCCUCAGCACAGUCCUUGUAGUCCUGACAGACCUGGCAGCCAGGUUUAUGGGUACCACCUUGUUCCGGCGGCACUUCCACCUGUUGUUGUCAGCACUGGUGAUGUUCGGUCCCAUGCUGAGUCUUUGGGUGUCUCACCACAGCAUCUUUGCCAAGAAGAAUCACUUCCUCUACAGGAUGUUCUUGCACUCUGGUUGGGGUUGGACCUGCAUCUUUGUUGGCUCUUUUGUUUUCCUCCUCUCCUUUUCCGUCCGUCGUUCCCUGUCUCUCUCCAUCCGCCACCUCUCACGGCUUGCGGUGGCCGGUGGACUAUGGCUUGGUUUUUGCAAACUCUUGGACCUCCUGGAGAAUGCCACAGGAAGCUGCUAUGAACCUUUAGAAGCUGGAACAGUGGUCACAAAUGGCCAGACUCUGCUGGUGCUGCGAGAGGGGGAGAGCAAGUCUGAGUGUCUGAAAGCUGGAAUGCUGUGGAGGGGAUAUGAGGUUUCUGAAGACAUUUUCCUUCUCUGCCUUUGCUGCCUGCUGCUGGUAGAGGAAACAGCUGUGUUUGGACCUUAUUUGAGCCUUGGGGGAAUCUCAGAUGCCCCACUGAGAAUCCUCUUUCUGUUCUGUGUUCUUCUGCUCUGGCUCUGGAUCUUCUUGUUGCUCUGUCUCUUAGCUUACUUUCCUCAGUUCCCCACCCAGCUGCUGGGGGGUGCUCUUGGCUGUCUCAGCUGGAGAGGACUAUAUCAGGGCUGGUACCGCCUGGGGCCCAGCUGGUACUGCCCCGGGAGGCCUGGUUUGGGACUACUUAACAUAAAGGCUGUCGGUAAUGACGUGGAGGAUGCACAACUGAAACAACCAAAUCACGAUCACUGCAAUUAACUUAAAAAACAAACAAACAAACAUUUGAGAACUAACUGUAAAAUAAAUUGAAUUCCAAACAAACAGCUGUACAGUGUGGGUUAUCAGACCUCUUAAUUCUUUCAUGUCAAAUAUGUUUAUUUACCUUUUCUGUUACAUACAACCGAUGAUUCACAUCUGCUCUUCCUUUGAAAGCUAGAAUUGUGUGACAGCCAAAUCAACCCAGCACUGGAAAGACAAAUGGAGAACACAGAAGCAGAUUUACAGAGACAUUAAUUUGGUCGAGUUUGCUCACUUUCUGUUUUGUCCAGAUUUUUUGCUGUGGACUUCAAGGCAAUGAAGAAGUGCCAAAAGCUACAGUCCUGUCACUUGUAGCCAGAGGUGGCAAAAUAUAGACAUUCUGUUCUAAAGCAGAAGUGCAGUUCUUUAUCAUAGCGAGACUAUCUCUGCACUCUGUUACAUAUUCCAUAUGUACGGGGUAUGACCCCCAUUGGCCGUGGCGUUACACCCCGUACAUAUGGAAUAUGUAAUGAAGUGGAGAGAUAGUCUCUCACUCAGAGAUGUUACAAUGUAACCGUACAAUAGUUGCAUUAAAAAAAUAC